Molecule: messenger RNA, 4140 nt
Organism: Scophthalmus maximus (turbot)
Lineage: Eukaryota; Metazoa; Chordata; Actinopteri; Pleuronectiformes; Scophthalmidae
Product: high affinity cationic amino acid transporter 1
Exons: 12
Coding region: 204-2135 (643 amino acids)
Biological process (GO): amino acid transport; transmembrane transport
Cellular component (GO): plasma membrane
Molecular function (GO): amino acid transmembrane transporter activity
Source: RefSeq, a predicted model, not a curated record
GGGGCGUCCCCUUGUCGACGCGCAGGCUGCCGCACCUCCGGACAAUGCGCGCGGUUACGCCCUCACCCAACAUAAAGCGAACUGUCAGAAAGCAGCCGGCUGAUCCAUGCGCCUGUUGUCAGGGAGCCGAGGCCGCAGCGUCUUCGCAGAGAAGGUAAUUUAACUACCGUACCGUAGAGCCUUGGGAGCGAGUGCCAGCCAGGAUGAUUCUUGAAACAUUGAAAGGCAUUGGGCAGCAGCUCCUGCGGGUGAAGGUUGUGGACUGUAACACAGAGGACUCCCGCCUGUGUCGAUGCCUCAACACAUUUGACCUGGUGGCCCUGGGCGUCGGCAGCACGCUGGGGGCCGGCGUCUACGUGCUCGCCGGCGCCGUAGCCCGAAGCAACUCUGGACCCGCCAUCGUCCUCUCCUUCCUCAUCGCCGCCCUGGCCUCCGUCCUAGCCGGCCUGUGCUACGCCGAGUUUGGAGCCCGCGUCCCCAAAACGGGCUCGGCUUACCUCUACAGCUACGUGACAGUCGGAGAACUGUGGGCCUUCAUCACAGGCUGGAACCUCAUCCUGUCUUAUAUCAUCGGAACCUCAAGCGUGGCCAGAGCGUGGAGCGCGACCUUCGACGAGCUGAUUGGAAGGCACAUUGAGGAAUUCUGCAGACGAUACAUGACCAUCAACGCCCCGGGCAUCCUGGCAGAAUAUCCAGACAUAUUUGCUGUCUUCAUCAUAAUUACUCUGACGGGACUGCUUGUUAUCGGAGUGAAGGAGUCGGCCAUGGUAAAUAAAGUGUUCACCUGUGUCAAUGUGCUGGUGCUGCUGUUUGUGGUCAUCUCUGGCGUGGUCAAAGGAAACCUGGAAAACUGGAACGUGAACCCUGAAAAAAUCCUCAACGCUACCGACAACUCCAGCCUCAAUAUGUCGGAGACAUUGCUGUCAAAGGAAAUGCUCGGUGAAGGUGGAUUUAUGCCUUUUGGCUUUUCCGGAGUCCUCUCCGGUGCGGCCACCUGCUUUUAUGCCUUCAUAGGGUUCGACUGCAUUGCCACCACAGGAGAAGAGGUGAAGAAUCCCCAGAAGGCCAUCCCUAUUGGGAUCGUGGCCUCGCUCCUCAUCUGCUUCGUGGCCUACUUCGGCGUGUCGGCGGCGCUCACUGUGAUGAUGCCGUACUACCUGCUGGACAAGAACAGCCCCCUGCCAGUGGCCUUUAAGUACGUGGGCUGGGAGGGAGCCACCUAUGCUGUGGCCAUUGGAUCUUUGUGUGCCCUGUCGACCAGUUUACUAGGUUCCAUGUUCCCAAUGCCCAGAGUGAUCUGGGCCAUGGCAGAAGAUGGCCUGCUCUUCAAAUGUUUGGCUAAAACCAGCCAAAGAACCAAAACCCCUCUAACAGCUACAAUAACAUCGGGUGUUGUGGCAGCUGUGAUGGCUUUCCUGUUUGACUUGAAGGACCUGGUUGACCUCAUGUCCAUUGGAACCUUGCUCGCCUACACUCUGGUUGCCGCCUGUGUGCUGGUCCUCAGGUACCAGCCUGAACAGCCCAGUGCGGCCUACGAGAUGGCCAACACUCAGGAUGAACCGGAAAUCCCUGAUUCAUACAACAUCGACAUACUGCCGCAGCCGGACGAUCGCUUCACCGUCAAGAAUCUCCUUUGCCCUUCAAACACAGAGCCUUCCCCGCUGUCUGGCUUCGCAGUCAAAAUUUGCACUAGUGUACUUGGUGUUUUGGUGUUUGUCUUCAGUAUUAUAGCUGUUCAGGGAGGACUGGCGCCCUGGUCGGUGACUAUCCUCACCAUUGUCAUGGCGAUCUGUCUGAUGCUCUGCUUCAUUGUGUGCAGACAGCCACAGAGCAAGGCCAAGCUUGCCUUCAAGGUUCCCCUGCUGCCCUUUGUCCCAAUCAUCAGCAUGUUUAUCAAUGUGUACCUGAUGAUGCAGCUCGACAGAGGAACCUGGCUGCGCUUUGCCAUCUGGAUGGCCUUAGGUUUCGUCAUUUACUUCGGCUACGGCAUCCGAAACAGCGCGGAGGCAGUGUUGACCAAGUCCGACACCUACACACCAGCCUGCACAAUAAAAGGCGAGCCCAUGAUCACGGAGAAGGAAUCCUUCCUUCAUAACACACAAAACGCCGCCGGAGACGUCGACGAAGAUUCCUGAGGAAACAGGAAAGUUCUCCAAUCCCAUCUGUCUCUGUUCCGCAUAUCAAGUAAUUCACACGUGUUAAAGUCUGAGAGGUGGCUGCAAAUCCAGGAGACAUAUGGAGACUUGAAUAGUAGUUUUAUCUAAUUCCUGCCAGUUAUAUUGUCUAGUUUGGCUGAUGGGGGAGAACAAGAAAAAGAAGACAAAAUGAAUGUCUGAAUUUAAGAUUUUAAGUAAGAUUCUUUUUUGUUUUUUACGUUUUGCAGUUUUAAAUGAUCAAUUUUACUAAGCACAAUUGAAGCUGUGGAUAUUUACAGUACAGUACAUAUUUUGGACUGCUAAACUAUUUUGGUUCCUUAUACCUCAGGAUAAGCCUCAUUAUUAUAGUUUUUUUAAAAUAUCAUACUGUAUGUGAGGUCCUCCCCCACCCCCCCAGUGUGUGUUACUUCUCUCCUUGCUGAACAACGAACAACACUCCCCCUGCACAGCCAGCCACAGUGAUCAUCGGGGGCUGGUCGGUCGCAGGAACAUCUUAAGUGAGGAUCAAAAUUAACCCCAUACAAAAUGUCUCUCUGGCUUUUAUAGUGUACUAAUGUCAUUAAAGUCACUCUCACAGAAAAUAUUUUAUGAACUAUAAAAGGUUUUUAAAAAAUGGAUUUUGUUACUGAGGUAUAUAAAGCACAACUCUGUGCCUUCAUUUAUACAUCGCAGCACUGUGCCAAAAAUAAUCUAGUACAGUACUCAGUAAAUGAAAAGAUUGCUGUUACAUGGAUUUGUCUUACGGCACUCCUAUAUCAGAUACAUCACACCUCGUACAGCAGUGUUGUCUCCUCCAGGGACCUGCACUUUUUGACUAGUCAAAGCAACAACAAAAGAAGAAGAAGCUGCUUACGCAUGUAUUGGAUACUAUAAGGAAUGUAUAUUUUUCCCAAAUGAAUGUCAAGACUUCAGAGGUAUGACGCGCAAUGAUUGUGAAAUAUACAUCAACUGUAUUUUCUGUAUAUACUGUAAAAUCAGGAUUUUGAAAAUAUCCUAUAUGUAUAUAUAUAUAUAUAUAUAUACACCUCGGGUUUCCGACGCGAUGUAACACACUGUUAUCUCAGCCGCUUUGAGUUUGACAAGCUCAUAUUGUAUCUACAGAAACAUAGUGCACCAUAAGUAAUUGAUUUACUUCAGGCAGUUAUAUACAUGUAUCUGAAAAUGGUGCGUGCGCGCGUGCGUACUAAAGACUAAAAACUAAAAAUGCAACAAGAAUAAUCUCUUCACCGAGUACAUUUUUAAAAUCAACUCUUAUGAUACAAUAUUGUUGUCGCGAUUCAUGUUUAAUUGACAGUACUGUUGUAACCUGGAACCAAAUCUUGUUAAUUUAAUUGGAUUAUAUGUUAAAACAAUGUUGAUAUUUAUUGACACAGUUGCUGUAGUUUGUUUUCUAACGAGAGCAUUGAAGAAGCCUGCAGGUUUAAAAUGUUACAUGAAGUCCAAACAGCAUUGGCAAGUAAGAUAAGGCGGCAGAAAGUUGGUUUUCCGUUCACAAAUUUAGAUCCACAUGUUUUUUGUUUUUUUUAUUGAUAAAAUCACAUGCAUCAUUAUUGAAUUAUUAUCUCCAAAAUGUUGUUUUGUAUUUGUAAAUACUGUUUUGCUUUUGCUUAGAAGUUACUGCACAUAUUACACACUGUCUACAACCAUCUCAAACAAGACAUUUGUUGUGGACAUUAUGCUAAGUAAACCGUACCGACAGAAUUGUAGCUGUAGCACUAAACUGGUGAAGAGUAUUUGUUUGAGAGUAAUCUGUUGAAAUUAAUUUCAACCGUUUCAUCCAUUGUUCAUUCAUUGUUGUCAUUGACACUUUCUCGUCUAUGGUAACAUUGAUUUGCAUGCUGACAUAAAAUUUAUUUGUAAAGUAUAAAUAUUAUAGCACGGCGAGGUACUGAACAGUGAGGAUCAGCUGUGACGCCUGUGACGCCUUCGUAUCGGUUGCAGUUUGUAAAGUAUUGACGCUGUAAAUAAACUGGUGAAAAUGAAA